AUGAAUCUUAAUAAUAAGAAAGCAGAGCAACAAAAAGCAGAAAUUGAAACUAAUGAUAGCUUUCCAAAUAAUGAAAAAAUAGAACAACCAAGAACAGAAACUGAAAUAAAUAAUAGUGCUAAAAGCACUCAAUUUAUACUUUUGGAGAAAACAAUACAAAAGGAAAUUGCAUUAAAUACACAAGAAAUAUGGCAAAAAAAUGGUUUUUAUAACCCAAUAGCAUCUUUAUACAAUGAUAUGCUAGAGGUUAUGAUGUUGACAAACACUAAACAAGAAGAUUUUGAUGGGUUUAAAGUAGUCAUCUUUAAGAAAAAGCAUAAACAUAAAUCCAAAAUAGCUAUUUUAAGAGAAAACAAAUCUAAUAAGAUAAACUUAAAG
Cetraspora pellucida is the source of this 378-nucleotide messenger RNA. The record is from the annotation of a GenBank genome assembly. Lineage: Eukaryota; Fungi; Glomeromycota; Glomeromycetes; Diversisporales; Gigasporaceae.